Molecule: messenger RNA, 324 nt
Organism: Mustela erminea (ermine)
Lineage: Eukaryota; Metazoa; Chordata; Mammalia; Carnivora; Mustelidae
Gene: ADM5
Product: adrenomedullin 5 (putative)
Exons: 2
Coding region: 1-324 (107 amino acids)
Biological process (GO): adenylate cyclase-activating G protein-coupled receptor signaling pathway; regulation of systemic arterial blood pressure; positive regulation of heart rate
Source: RefSeq, a predicted model, not a curated record
AUGACCCCCCACAUCCUUGUGUUGCUUCUCGCCUCCACGGUCCUGGGGGACCGGGACCCCGUGGGCAGGCAGCCCCAGCGCCAGGUCGCCCAGCACCGCAGGCGCUUCUGUUCCCUGGUCACAUGCCAGACCCACCGCCUGCCAGAGAUGAUCUACUGGCUCAGCUCCGCCUCCACCAAGGAGCUCUCAGGGAAGGCCGGCCGCGAACCCCAGGACCCCCACAGCUACGGACGCCGCCGUCGGCGCGAGGCCAGAGCCCUGCUCCGUCUCCAGGACCCUGGCCUGAAGAAAAGAGGCCAGCGCAGUGCCCAGCUUGCUGCGUGA